Molecule: messenger RNA, 12820 nt
Organism: Amphiprion ocellaris (clown anemonefish)
Lineage: Eukaryota; Metazoa; Chordata; Actinopteri; Pomacentridae
Gene: cep350
Product: centrosomal protein 350
Exons: 38
Coding region: 382-9876 (3164 amino acids)
Biological process (GO): microtubule anchoring
Cellular component (GO): centrosome
Molecular function (GO): microtubule binding
Source: RefSeq, a predicted model, not a curated record
CGGUGUCAGCUACCUCCCCGUCUUGGAUACUCUCGUUUCACCGAUGAGAAACAUCAACAUAGUAACCCGGGAAAGGCGACCUCAGAGGCGGGUGGCGACGUUUCUUUUCGGGAAUCUUGCAGCUAAACCUUCACCUGGAGAUGCGGUUGUCUGGACAGACGCUGGGACAAUGUCUGCACGUCGCUAGAAAAAGUUGCUAGCUAGUUGUUGGCACCGCCGCUAGCUAACGUUAGCUGGCUAGCGGUGAGGCUAGCAAACAGACAGCUGAACGAAAGUGAAGCAGAAGUCCAGAGAAGUUCGGAUUUUCUCAUCAUGAGGACGUCGGCGUGAAUGUGGACAUCUAGAGACGCCGGAUUGUUUCCCUAAAGGUGAACGGGAGAGAUGAGGAGCAGCAGGAGGACUGAGGUUUCUCUUAAAAGCUCUGCUCAACAGCUUACCGAUCACAAUAUUGACACAGAGCUGACAUUUGCAUGGAAAAGUUUGGCUCAGGGCAAAGCAGCUCUGCGGCACAUAGAAAACCGUAUAGAGGCAACUCCAGGAACAGGGGUUCUCCUGGACUCUGUCAUUAGCUCGCAGAAGAAGAAAUCUUCCAGGGGGGUUCGCUGCAGGGAUGGACAACAAGUUCAUGACCGUGGAGGAUCUUCAAAGUCCUGGAGUGGAAGUCACCAGAGUCCAGAGAAGAGUAGCUCACGCAGCCCUUUGAGGAACACAACUCAGGACAGCAAUGUCUGCAGGAGCAACAGUGUGGAGUUCAGGGAACCGCUGGCCUCAUACAGAGAGGCCACCCCUCCACCACAUCCCUCCUCUCAGCUGGAGGCCUACAGUCUGCAGUGGGUGCCAGGGUCUUCGCACCCAUCCUCUCCGCCUCCCUCAGAUCCUCUGCCCAGCCAGCUGGUUUACCAUAGAGACACCAGGGACAGACAGACAGACAGGGACCUGGACAGCACACACUCCUCAGCUCUGGAGAGCACUGAGGUGCGCUACCUCAAUGACCAGCUAGCCCUGGAAACUUUGAGGACUGAGCAAAACGCUCCCAAAGCACAACUUGGCAUGGAUAGUCAAGAGUCAAGCCCGUACGUGGCUCCCACUCCAGGAUCUGUACGGCGAGGGGACAGCACUCCCUCCACCAGCCCUGGGUCAGCUUCCCAGCGACUGGAGAACCUGAGGCGACAUCAGCCCGACAAUAAGCUGGAGAAGCUCAAAGAGCGCAUUCGGAGGCAGAGACAACAUCUGGAGGAGGCUGCAGAAAGAGAGAAGCUGCUGGGUUCUGUGGAACAGCCCACGAUGGUAACUGUGGAGAGUAACAGUGCUGCUACAAGCAACAUGCCCACAGCCAAAAUACGCAAAGUAGCAGCUGCUCCGCCUGCGCCUGUAUACAAAGGUUUCAACAGUACUGAGACAAAGAUCCGGACUCCUGAUGGGAAAGUUUGGAAGGAGGAGGAGUUUCAUAACCUCAGCAGAGAAAUAUACAAAGACCUGUCACGACAGUUCGCUGAGAGCACCAGAUCCCAGCAUCAGCAGCAGAAGGAACACAGAGCAGACCGGUCCAAAGAGAGGAGGCCUCCCAAACCAGUCAGGAAGGUCCACAGAGCCGCCCCUGCUUUUGACCUAAAUGCAAAAACAGUAAUUAGCCCUGCAUCGUGGCGGGAGGGACAGAAGCUUGUAAAGAUGGUUCUGGGUCCUGGUCCUAAGCUGCCCAGGGAGGAGGAUGGUCCCUAUCCAGCUGACAGCCGAACAGCUUCCCAUCGCCACUCAGACCCACGUUCAGAAUCGCGCAGUCAAUCUCGGCCAAACAGCACAGAAAGACCUCGAAGUGGAGUUCAGGGGCAUCCCAAAAGUCCCCCCGCAGCCACAACCCUCCCCUCGUCUGCAGCUCAGGACAAGGCCCCUGUGGGAGUAAGCACAGACCUGCUGUCAGCGGACAUCCAGGGGAUUCUUGAUGACCUUCAGCUGGUGUGCAAAGCAGCUGAGAAGGAGGAGGAGAGGGCCAGGAAAAGGUCCCGGGGUGGCAGCAGUGGUAGGAGAGGCAGAGGGGGCUCAGGGUCACGAACAAGGACUCCGGUCUCUUUUUGGGGAACUAAUCUGCCAGCAAGCAGCUCUUCGAGAGGCUGCCGCAGCGCCAGCCCAACUACACACCGACCAGAAACCUCCAACACGGCUGAAGCAGGGCGCAAGAAACGGCACUACGACGCAGACACGGUUCGCCAGUACAUCACCCGGCAACAGGAGGAGAGGAAGAAGCGUCAGGCGGAGGAGAAGAGGGCGAUGAGGGAGGAGGCAGAGAGGAGAAACCAGAGACUGCAGGAGCUUUACAGGAAGCAAAGAGAAGCUGCUAAGACUGCAGCUCUUCCCAGUGAGGCCCCUGUGGCCCCUGUACAAAAACGACUACAGGAGACGUACAGCAAGCUGCUGCUGGAGGAGGCCCAGCUGGGCGAGGAGGCCACACAGACACAACGACCUGCUCCUUCUAGUCAAAUGAGACCAAUGUACCAGCCCUCAGGAGAGUCGGACAAAGAGAACAAAAGACUAGAGGCACCACAGAGCCCCUCGAGCAGUGAUAGAUCUUUGAAUGAUCAGGCUCCUCCUCCGUUGUUUAGGAAUGAUCUGGAUGUUGGAGUCGCCUCUUUUCUUCAACCAGACCAUCUCUCCCCAGCUGUACGACCUACAACUGUUGCCAGCAGCAGCGCACGAGCGGCCGUCGGUGAGAAUCUCUUCUCCCAGCUCUUAAGGCUGGAGACGGCAAUGGCUGUUGGUGACCUCAAGCACACCCUGCGUCCGGCCACAGCACCUUCCAGCAGGUCGCGGUCCAAAAUGUCCCGCAUUGAAGCCCUCAAGGCCACAGCUACAUCCCUCUCCAAACGUAUAGAGAGCGAAGCACGGAAGCUGGCAGGGGAGGGAGUCAACUAUGGUGCAGCAACUUCAGUGGAUGUAGAUCCUGUUUUGGCGCCUAUGCCCUCUACUCUUGCUGAUGGAUGCUGGGCAGAAACAGCCACAGAAAACAAUGACAUGACUAUGAAGAUCCAGAGGAUUUUGAGUGACACAGGUCACAGUUCAUACAACGGCACAGCUCUUCCUGGUGUGGGCAACCUGCAUGCCUUCAAGGAGCAGAAGGAAAACAACGAUACAUACGCGGGCUUCACCAAUCCACAUACAACAUCUGCUGAUGCAGUAGGACCUGUUCUUAACAGCUACACACAUGAAAGGAUAAGGCUAGUCAAUGGCUUGGAGAAGGAAGAGAGAUUGGAUAAAGCAGCACAAAGGAAGCAAUCUGACAAGGAGGAGAAUCGUACAGAUCUCCACGACUCAAAUACUAGUUCCCUGAGUGAGGGUCCUCUGCUGAGUGAAGGGAGUUUUUCUGAGGACGAGGUUAGCCCUCCUCGCCCCUCCAACUCUCGUGUACCUAAAUCAGCAGAUCGUCUGGAGUCAGUGGAUUACUCUGCAUGGCAAAGAAAGAAUUACACGCGGCUGUUUGACUUCCAGAGGGAGGCAGCGAUGUGCCCGGCCCUCAGCCCGCCACAGCACGACAGCAGCAGACCCAUCUUUGAAGAGCUAAACAAAGGAAGCCCACUAAGUGUAAUCAACAUCUUCUUAAAAAAUAUUGAUGGCCAUGGUAAAGUGAGUGGGAGAAAUUCAGAGACAAAUUCUCCUUCUGCUCAUUCUUUGCACUCUGGAAAUGGCCUUGGAGACGCAGCAGUCUAUGAAGAUGACUUUGUGUCGUCACAGAGCAGCAAAACCACCGGCCAGUUAAAGAGAGGCUCCAAUUCUCCCAGCACCAACAGUCACUUUGAAGAGCUGAUGAGGAGGUCUCCUUAUGAGAAAAGCACAGGAGGCAUUUAUUCCCACCAUUCAUCUUUUCACUCGUCCAAUCACUCUCCGCAUCCUUCCUCUGGUUCAACAUCUGGCUCUUCACCCCACUCCAGGCAUUCUGCCAGAAAAAGAGGAACGGCAUCCGACCAGAGCGACGCCACUCUGGUGGAGGAGCAGAGGAGCUCUUGCUCACCGCCUUCAGAGUCACCAUCAUCUGAUUCCAGAAAAAGAAGCUCAGACAAAAGCUCUGCCCACAGCCAGGUCAAGAGUGUCCACUCUAAUGACACUUUAGGGGAAACUUCAGGCCAGUCUCACCAAAGGUCCAAAUUGGCCUCUCCUUCAGGCUCUCCAGACCCAGCUUCUCCUCCGGGACCAGACUCUCAGAGCGAAUCUCUGAGAAGUGGCUUUCUGGGCGCAAACGUCCCAAACACAAGCUCCUCAGCUCAAGGUGGUAGAGCAGAGGCUCGGCCCACAGGUGAGCUCCAGUAUUCACCCGCUGUGUUGCAGCAGCGUAUGGCAGCAGAGCUCCAGUACCUGGAGUCCAUCGAGGAGUCAAUGAGGCAGCUGGGGGAUGUGGAAAGGCUGAUGGGCGUGUCCAUGGCAAAGCAGGAGAGCGCGACAUUGGCCCAAAUGCUCAAGGCGAAGCAGCAGCAGCACGAACGCGACCUGUACGAGUUGAAGAUCAAGGCUGAACGAGAAGCCCUGGAGGCGAAGCUGCAGAUGGAGGAAAACAGACAGAGAGUGGCCAGGGCUCAUUUGGAGCUGCAGGAAAGCUUGGCGGCGACUCAAAAGGAGACUUUGGAAGGCCUCCAAGAAUCUACUACUAAGAUGAUGAGUCAACAGGCUGAGGCAGCGCGGUACACAGCCGAUGCCGCCCGACACAUCAAGGAGAUGACAGAAUUAGCGCGGUCGCAGAUACCAGGAACUGUGAUUGUUCCUGCUGUUGCCACUGAUUCCUCCAUGUUGGACCAGCGAGAGGAACAAGAGAGCUCCUAUACAAAGCAGCGACGCGACAAAGACGACUCUGACAGCUUUCAUAGUGAGGUGUCAAGCAGAAGGACCAGGUGUGAGGAGCCCCUGUCGUCCCUGAACAGCCUCAGUCACUCUGACUCCCUGUCCUUCAGAAGACCUGAUCUCAGCAUAUCUGCUUCUAGCAGCCACCAUAGCCCAUCACAUGUCUCCUCAGACACCAGAGAACGAACUAAUAAAGACGUAGUAGAGGGGAAACGGAGAACCGUAGGGGCUGAGGAAAGGCUGGAGAGGAAAGCAGCCAGCAGCUCCAUAGAGGAGGAAGUUCCAACAGCAGCGAAUGACACCCUCUGCAGUGACAGCAUCCCCUCUGUGGUGGAUGAGAAAGCAGACAGUACUUCAGUGGCCACAGAGUACUCACUCAAGUUCGAUGAGUCCAUGACAGAGGACGAGAUAGAAGAACGUUCCUUCCGGUCUCUUUUGCCGUCUGAGGCUCACCGCCGUGGAACUCUGGAGAAAAAGGCUCGGCACCACGAGGAAUCAGAGGACGAUGGAGCCAAUCACAACACAACAUUGGUUUCAGGAUCAGGGUUGCACAAUACUGUAAAGGACAUAACCUUUUCUGGUGGACAGGAGAGCUUCUCCCAGUUCACUAUGGACAUGGUGCGUCAGUACAUGAAGGACGAGGAGGUCAGGCUGCAGCACCAGAGCUCUCUGCUGCAUCUUCGCCAGAAAGCCCUCAAAGAGAAGACCAGAACGGAGCUAGCAUGGUUGGAGCAUCAGAAGAAGAAGCUGAGAGACAAGGGAGAGGAUGACAAAAUGCCUCCAAUCAGGAAGAAGCAGAGAGGACUUCUGAUGAAACUACAGCAGGAGCAGGCUGAGAUCAAGCGACUUCAGGAGGCCAACAAAGCAGCAAGGAAGGAAAGGCAGUUGUUGCUGAAGCAGCAGGAGGAGAUUGAGCGGAUGAGAAACUCAACACUCAGACUGAAGGAGCGACUGAAGUGUGCUGGGGUUGAAGCUCCGCCUGAGACUCCAGUGUCAGAGCUCCCAGAGUCUGAACCAGCCUCGCCCAGCAUGAGGCACCCUGAUGACAUCCGCAGUCCCUCCCCUUCGCUCUCCAUCUCAGGAAGUGAGACCAGCAGCAUCAUGCAGAAGCUCAAGAAGAUGCGCUCUCACAUGGAUGAAAAACACUGUUCUCCUGUCCACUACUUCUUCUCUGUGUUCACGGCCCACCACUGGGCCUCCCUCAGUGUCUGUCUUCCCAACCUCCACCCUAAAUUCCAGCUCUUUAUCUACAACCAGUUGGUCAGGUUCCUGACAAAGCGAGAGCAGCAGCUGAUGCAGAGGCGUCACCAUGCCGAAGAGCUGCUGCAGUGGAAACAGCGGCUGGACCAGGAGGAGGCAGAGGUCCGGCGGAUGGAGAAGGAAGCCCUGGCUGUGUGGGACCAGAACACGCCUCGGGACAAGGAUCUUAAAAUGUCAGAAAGUCAGGAAAAGGACAUCUCUGAUAUUAGCUCCCGCCACAGUCACCACCGAAACUCAGAGCCCCGAACUGACAGUGAGAAAGAGUAUGUGAGUGAGGGCGACUGUUCCUCAGCGACACCUGAGUCCAGUAUCCACACAGAGGGAUCCCAGCAACUGAGAAGUCCUUCCUCGGAACAACCUGCUUCGGUCGCUGAAACACCUUUGGCUUCGGUCCAGAGCAGCCCUGUGAAUUACACCCAGGACUUUACCUCAGGGUCACAGUCACCUGGCAGAAAAUCUUCUCCUCUCAAAGGCAGCCACAGCCCUGCUGCCUCUUCUUCAGAUGCCAGCAGUAAAACCAAGAUGCAGGUUCGUUCCACCUCCCGGACACCUAGCCAGGCCUGCACUCAGCCCACUGACCCUCCCAUGGUCACGCAGACUGAAACCAUUUCAGACCAGAGUGACAUAGAGAGUCGUAUCAAGGCCCUGAAGGAAGAACUCAGAAAACGUAAGUUUAUGGCCUACCAGCUGAAGAAAGAGCAGAAGAAGCGAAACAAGGAGCGGCUGAAGGCGCAGGAGGCCAGCCUGCUGAAACAGCUGGAGAACUAUAACAACUUUAUUGAGAAAACUAAAGCAGAACUGAACAAGGAGCCAGACUCAACACCUGACACCAACUCCCAGAUCAAAGAUUCCAGCUCCAUUUUAGAACAGUCCUAUAUUAAACCACCUCCAAACAGGUCUGAAACCAGUAAAAUCUCUGACUCUGAAAGGACACAAAUUCAUCGCGAUGCCCGUCCUCAGCCACACUGUAGUAGAUCCACUUCAGUGCCUGAAGAUUUCUCUGAUGACGAACCACAAACAGUCACUCCGACUGUGGCAGCACAUGGGAGCCCAGAAGAGAGGAGCCGUCUAUCCACAAAGGCUCUUUUAAGACCUCAUUCAAAAGAAGACAAAACAGAAUCUGCUGAUGAGAACAUUGUGUCUGAUCUUAGAUCUGAUAUUCAAGAAGAGCUGGACGUAGAGAUGAGCUCCAGGGUUGAGGAUGAAAGCUCUCAGCAUCUUUUCAAACUAGAAAAGGAAGACAGACCUGACUUCCAGGAGAGAUUGUCUACAUCUAAACACAUUUCCUCCUCCUUGGAUGAAGAACAUCAUUCUCAAUCUGUUAGCAUAGAACAGGAUAAACAAAUGAAGAAGGGGGAAAUAUCUGAAGGAGGGCAAUCUGUAAAGUCAAAUCUUAUCGACUCUCGACAACCAAUUUCAGCUGCUGCCGACCUCGAAACCUCGCCGCGUCCAGCCUUCAGCUCCUCAUCCAGUGAAGGUCCCUUCUCUUCAAAUAAAGAAGCUCCCAUCAAGGAUAAUGAGGCUUCUCCUGUUGCAGAUGGUUAUCACGAUGACUUCGAGUCGUCAGUGGAGUCUUCACCUAGAGAGGUGCAUCGUAGUUCCAAGCUUGACUCUCACUUUUCAGUUUCCCCCACUGAAAUCAAGGUUUCAAGAAAGGACUCCUCUAGCAGAGCUGCGUCAGAUGGCCAGGAUGAGGUGGUCGAUGAGGUAAUAGCUGAGGAGCUGAGUUACCGUUCUGAUGCAAGUGAAGCUAGCCGCCAAUCUGAAAGACUGUUAGAUCUCCUGAAGAGAACAGAAGAUUUCCAACCUGACAAUAAGAGCAGUACUUCACCACCUGUCUCCCCCCUGCAGACCCCUCUUUCUCCUCUUGAAGAUGAAAUGCCGAGCUUUAACAUCGGAGACCGGGUUCUUGUCGGUGGCGUUCAACCCGGCACUCUCAGAUUCAAAGGUCCAACCAGCUUUGCCAAUGGCUUCUGGGCCGGGGUGGAGCUGGACAAGUCUGAAGGGAGCAACAACGGUACUUACGAUGGCGUGGUUUACUUUGAAUGUGUGGAGAGCCACGGUAUCUUUGCUCCUCCAGACAAAAUCUCUCACCUCCCUGACAAAUUUGAGCUCUACACAGAUACCACAGAGGAUGAAGAUUCGUUUUUCGAUGACACGCCUGAUAAAGAUGAGAGUAAACGCAAAGCGGAUGAGGACAAUUCCCAAAAACAAGCUAAUCUGGAGAGCAGAAAUGAACAAACAUCUUGUAAAGACACCGAAUCUGAAGAUAAAAAUGUUACAAAUGAGUCUCUUCACAAGAGCCAGGCUCCACAAACGGCCAAAUCCCACCUCAAUUCACUGCAUCACAAGGAAUCCAAGCAUCCAGUUUCUAAUAGCAACACGAGGGACAUAAUGUUGGAUUUUGAAGACGCAUCUCACAAUCUGAUCAUAUCUGACAUGGAUAAAGUAGACUUUGUGAAGCAGAGUAAGAAGGAAAUUACAAGCCUAGUUGAGAGAGAAGAUUUAGACUCAAAGAGCUACCUUCCUCCUGCUGAUCUCACCACAGAUAUCAGAGAUGAUAAGAGAGAAGAGACAGACAGAGAUUUGCUGGACACAUUCGCAGACAAGCUCCUCAACAGCUUCAUGAAAGACACCGUGGCGGAGUUUGCUGAAAUUAAAAAGGCAAAAGAACAGAAGAUUGAAGCUGCCAACCAAAUGAAUGGUAGCCUGUUUGGAGAAACAAUUGAAGAAGAAGAGUGGAUGACCUCAGUGGAACAAAAAGAUGGCCUGCCCUUCUUUCUACCUGCUGAAAAGGAGGAACUGUCUUCUCCAGAACUGUGCAACCGACCUGAGAGUCCAGUGUUGGGGGCCAGUGGUCAAGAAGAGCUAGCCAAGCGACUAGCAGAGCUGGAACUGAGCCGCGAGCUGCUCGAUGAGCUAGGUGACGAUCAGGACUGGUUCGAUGAGGACUUCGGCCUCAGCUCACGUAGGGAACAGCAAAGACUCAAAGAGAAAGAGGAAGAGGAAAGGCUGGUGGGGGGAAGAGGAGACCCAUCAGGCAACAUAGCUAUAGGGGGGAUGGUUUCAUCUUCAGGUGGGGAGCAGCAGGUCAAGACUCCACCCAGACCUGAGCUGCCUCUACCCCUGCCUCCUAAACUACCUGAGCAGCCUGCCAUGGUGGUGCCCCACUCAGCCUCUGAGGUGGAGAAGAUGGUCUUCGCUGCCACACAGGAGAUCUGGGACAGCUGUGACCUCGGGAAGGAGGGAGCACCGACCCUCGCACAACUGUCAAACCCUCAACCUUCUCAAGAGUAUCUGGGCAAAGAGGCCGGCAGCCAGGACCAGGAGGCCCUCUCCAUCCGCAGCUACAAAAAGGCUGUAUAUGACCUGACGUGGGAGAUACUUCAGGACAUUUAUGCUGAAGACCCCAAUACUGAUCAGCCCCAGUGGUUGAAACCGCGACGAGUCAAGUCUUCCUCCUUUCACAGAGUCAAGACACCAGGAGACAUCACCAAAAUUCAGGAAUUCGUUGCAGCAGAAGUACUGAAACUUUAUGGUCUGACGAAAGAUCAGAACCAGAAGACUGACUGGCAGAAGAUGCUCAAAUUUGGCAGAAAGAAGCGGGACAAAGUCGACCACAUACUGGUCCAGGAGCUCCAUGAGGAGGAGGCCCAGUGGGUGAACUACGACGAGGACGAGCUGUUUGUGAAGAUGCAGCUGGCCGACAGCAUCUUCGACGCUCUGCUGAAGGACACCGCAAACACGCUCACGCUAAUUUCUGACAAGAGGGCCAGAAGAGACGCCCUCUCCUGAUGAACUUCUCGCUCCGAUGUUAAAACUACAACUUCUAGCUCAGUUUAAUUCCUGACCCCACCCCAGUGGACUCCAGCGACCUCCCGCCGCUCGGGCUUCCACCAGCUGACGUGCCAACUGCAACCCUCUGAUGCCUUCAGUCCCAGUAUUACCUCUCAGCUGAGCAACUUGUCCUCGUUUCUGUUUUCUGUUCGUUCGCUGAAUCUGCUUCAGCUGAAACCAUAGUGGUGAUGUCAUUUGUUUUGUCUUUUUUCUCCACACAAAACGCCUCUCAAGCAAUCCAGCCUUCGUAACCCUUAACACCAUCUAUUCUGAGCUCUGGCCUCCUGGACUGGUCCUUUGGUAGCCGCCAGCUGGAGGACGAGUAGAUGUGUCGACGGGAUGGACUGUGCCAUCUGUAAGCAUCUUAAAGUCCACGAAUGCUGCUACGCUGAUUGUUCCUCUGUGGACUUUAACUCACACCCACCUGAAACAAAAGGAGGUUGUUAAACUUUGUGUCGAAUAAGUAAAUAUAUAUGAAAUUGUAAUAGAAGAGCAGAUGAAGUCAAGACAGCGCAGUUUGGGUUUUGGUUUACUGUGUUGGCUUUAGAAUGAAACGAUGAGGUUCAAGUGGUGACUUUUAGCUUUCAUUUUAGGGCUUUUGCAUCCAUAUUAAGGGAUUAGCUCUUUUUUUUACAAACACUCCUAUUUUGGAGGCUUGUAAACUUGCCUUAAAUGAAAAAAACUGACUGGAAUCUUCAAUUUUGUCCAGUUCUUGCUUGUUUACAGACUUGCAGAUUGUAGUCUGGUCCAAAUGCAGCACGAGCUAGUUGGGUUAAAGUCAGGUAACUUACCCAGCUUGACUGUAUGUGCUGCAAAACAGCCUUUUUUUAGGGACUAUGCAUAAAAAAAUCUGAUAUUAUUCACCCAAUAUGGAUAGAAAACAACACAUUUAAAGCUGAAAGUCAUCACUUUAACAGUUUGUCUUUCCCACUGCGCUCUACUGGAACAUCGCUGAGUUCACAUAUUAUAUGGAACAUUUUGCCUCCUUAAUUAUUUAUUGUGUGGGAACGUCUGAUCAGAAGAGAAAGGAGCGUUCAGAAUUGUAAAUGUUCUCGUGUAGAAAAAAGUUUUAACAGUGUGUAAAGAAAAUCUAACGUUAUUGUAAAAGCACAAAUAGAAAUGUGAAUACGGCAAUACAUUAUGUAGGAGAAACCAGGAGGCACAAAUCUGUUUUAAUAUUUAAAGUGUUGAUAAUUGAAAUAGUUUAAUUUGUGAUUGUCCAAUCACCGCGUCCCACCUCUGUACUAUAUGAUAGUAAUAUAUAUCUCUAGCAGGCUGCACAGAAACUGUCCUCGUGGGAGAUUUUUCUUUUUGCAGCAACUGAAACUGUUUGAAUUCUGUUUUUUCACUGCCAGCUGCUCAGCUUUUGUCGCUUCAUUGUGCGACACAAGCAUCCAUCUGCAUCCCGUUUAAUAAAACAGAGCCGAGUUUAGUGUGCAAGCUGGCGGCUUUUGAAGUUUAACAAACUCAAAAUACAUGUUAGAAUGUAUAAAUAUAGUAUGCAGGUGGGACACAGAAGGCCUGACAUGAUUUUUUUUUUUAGAAAUCGCAUUAUGGGACAGUACUGAAAUGCUGGAUUUGAGCCUUACGCAUCCUCCAGUCCAUUUUCCUUCCUGAGAAACCACCAGAGGUUUGUCUCGUCUCUUCAUCGGUUAUCGGCAGAGCAUUUACCCCGAUGAAAACAUCUGCUCGGCUACACGCUCCACUUCCAGCCAUCAGUGGGUCCAGACAGAAGCCCGUUAAUGUAGCCGGACUGCAGACUCUUUCCAUGUUCUGUUUAAGUGCCUCUUUGAGUUGUAGAUGUCUAAUGACUUGUGUUGAUGUCUCCGCAUCCCCCCUUUGGACCUAUUUUCUUCUUCGAAUGUCUCUUUCAACUGCUGUAUAUUACCAUUUUUUGGUAAACUGAUCCUCAAACGGCUGCUCUUCCUUUUUACCGGUUUACCGAUGGUUCAGUUUCUGCCUUAUCGAGUCUUUCUGUAGCGCAGUUGAGGAAGUUUUUUAACAAACCCUCUCGUUUCCCUGAGGAAAUACUUGUAAAUCGAAAGUCUAAAAGUCACCUGCUUGUCGUGAAUCUGCGCAUAUAGACGCGAGCGGAGUCAUUUUAUGGGUAUGCUGUAUCAGUUUGUGGAAGUAGGACUGUUUCUAAGGGCUUAUCCAGUCCCUAACUGAGCUUGUUAAUCCUCACCGACUGUUUGGAGCUAAAGUGACCUUAAACUCAGUCUUUUUUUGUUGUUGUUUUUCUACUGUCAGUGUUUUAACAGUUGCUAUAAGAUAAUGUGUUCAAACUGUAAAUUAUAUAAUGUAGAAAAAGACCAAAAACAUUUGAUACCGAUCGUGUGUCCAUGCUGUAAGACUCUAACGUCGUAUUUAACCGUGACCCUUCUGGCAUCGUCCUCCUGAACUGAUUGUACGCGAGAGGAGCUCCUCUGUAACUAUGCAGUACUCGUUGGUUGUUUUGUACAUGUGGACCAAGCAGCUCAGACCUCAGCUGUAGUCUGUAGAGAGGAAAAUGAAUCUUCAUGUAGCCCGAAGCUGUUUGGAGCAGCUUCGCCUUGAAUAAAAAAAAAUACGUACGGUUUGAUCCGAGGAAUUCAAAAGUUGGCACAAAACGUUUGUCACAUUAAGCCCCCUCUCUUCCAUCUUCUCAGAUGUUUAUGAGUAUUUAUAAUAAUUUGCUGUGAGUGCGCUCCAAGUGCACUUGAAGCCUUGUACAAUUCUUUCUCUUUUUUUGGUUUUCUGGGUGUAAAUAUUGCGUCUCGUCAGAUCCGACCCGCCGUUACUGUAUCCCGACGAUUGUUGUAAAAGAAAACACUGUUUACUCUGCAAAUAUGUACAUAGUAUAUAUUUGUUAACUAAAUGAAAUUUGAACCUGUAAAUAAAGCUUUCAUCGUUUCUAAAGGAA